Messenger RNA from Solanum pennellii, 339 nucleotides. RefSeq names its product E3 ubiquitin-protein ligase ATL23-like. The record is from RefSeq and is a predicted model, not a curated record. Bases 1 to 339 code for a protein of 112 amino acids. The transcript has a single exon. Lineage: Eukaryota; Viridiplantae; Streptophyta; Magnoliopsida; Solanales; Solanaceae.
AUGGCUUUGCUCUUCUUCUUCUACCUCUACGUUGUUUUUUUACGAGGUAGGGAUGAUCACCAUUCUCGAGUGGUGAUCAAAACUGCUCGAAAGCAAGGACUUUCUGAUGUUCAGCUCAAGAAACUCCCUAAAAUCGUUGGAAAAGAUUUGAGUUUGGACGUUAAUGAUUGUGCAAUUUGCUUGGAUGUCACUGGAAAUGAGGAAUUUGCAAGGUUAGUUCCUGGUUGCAAACAUGGAGAAUGUGUCGAUCUUUGGUUGUCCAAACAGCCAUUUUGUCUUGUUUCUAGGCACAAGCUUGAGCCUGAAUUGUUUAAUCAAGAUGGAAACAAUAUAUGUUAA